Molecule: messenger RNA, 1088 nt
Organism: Castor canadensis (American beaver)
Lineage: Eukaryota; Metazoa; Chordata; Mammalia; Rodentia; Castoridae
Source: RefSeq, a predicted model, not a curated record
UUGGAAAAGGGUGGAGGAAAGAAGAAAGGUCUCCAUGGGGUCACCCCCAUGGGGGAUAACCUAGUUGGAUGUAAAAAGGGGUAGGACCUCACCUUCCAGCCACAGCCUUGUCUGUCCCAGGCCCAGUGCCAGUGCUAUCAUGACGAAGGAGUAUCAAGAUCUCCAGCAUCUGGAUAAUGAGGAGAAUGACCACCAUCAGCGCUGGAAAGGGCCACCACCUCCCAAGCCCUUCUUACAGCGUCUCUGCUCCGGACCCUGCCUCCUCCUGUUGUCACUGGGCCUCAGCCUCCUGCUGCUGGUUAUUGUCUGUGUGAUUGGAUCUCAAAACUCCCAGCUGCGGGGGGAGCUGCAGGGCCUGAGAGACACCUUCAGCAACUUCACAGUGAGCACUGAGGCGGAAGUCAAGGCCCUGAGCACCCAGGGAGGCAGUGUAGGAAGAAAGAUGAAGUUGCUGGAGUCCCAGCUGGAGAAACAGCAGCAGGACCUGAGUGAAGAUCACUCCAGCUUGCUGCUCCACGUGAAGCAGUUUGUGUCUGACCUGAGAAGCUUGAGCUGUCAGAUGGCUGUCCUUCAGGGCAAUGGCUCUGAAAGGACCUGCUGCCCUAUUAACUGGGUGGAGCUCGAAGGCAGUUGCUACUGGUUUUCCCAUUCUGCGAAACCCUGGCCUGAGGCUGAUAAGUACUGUCAGCUGGAGAAUGCCCACCUGGUGGUGGUAACCUCCUGGGAGGAGCAGAGAUUUGUUCAGCACCACAUGGGCCCUAUAAACACUUGGAUGGGCCUAACUGAUCAAAAUGGGCCCUGGAGAUGGGUGGACGGGACUGACUAUGAAAAAGGAUUCAAGAACUGGAGACCAGAGCAGCCAGAUAACUGGUUCGGACAUGGGCUCGGAGGAGGCGAGGACUGUGCUCACUUUACCCCCGAUGGUCGCUGGAAUGAUGAUGUCUGCCAGAGGCCCUACCGCUGGGUCUGCGAGACAGAGUUGGGCAAGGCCAGCUAGGAGUCUCCCUCCCUCUAAUUUAUUUUCUUAAUGCCUUGAGCUGCCAAGGUCUGGAAUUGGGAAUCCUCCUACCUUGGGGGUCUCCACAUUC